Cotesia glomerata is the source of this 674-nucleotide messenger RNA. RefSeq lists its product as uncharacterized. The record is from RefSeq and is a predicted model, not a curated record. The coding region runs from base 43 to 474 and encodes 143 amino acids. The transcript is spliced from 3 exons. Lineage: Eukaryota; Metazoa; Arthropoda; Insecta; Hymenoptera; Braconidae.
AAGGCACACAUUCAGGAAAGAGUCAAAAAAGCAGUCACGGUAAUGAAACACACUUGGAGUAUAGGAGAAAGGAUUUUCAAAAAAGACUACAGAAGGAGAAUAAAAAUGUUUGAUAGCCUAGUGGUGAGUGUAAUGGCGUACGGGGUAGAACUGUGGGGGUGGGAAGAAGUAGAAGAAAUGGAAAGGGUACAGAAGAAAUAUCUAAAAUGGACACUGGGGUUAGAAAGAUGUACACCAGAUUGUAUACUAUUUGAAGAGACUAAACGUGAAAAACUCAGGUUGAGAUUUGCAAAGCUAGCAGCGGACUAUGAGAGCGAGGUCAUGAAGAAAGGGGGAAUUGUGAAAGAAUGUCUAAUGGAAAGAAUCAAAGGAAAAGGGUGUAAAAAUAGUUUAAAAUGUAGGAUGAAACUCCUAAACGAGUGCGGACUCAGUCAAAAAGAAGUGGAAGCAAUUAGAAAUGAUGAAUUCACCUAAAUUCUCAACAGGUGCAAAAUUGAAUGAUUCGUGGUAUUUACAACUACGGAUAAAAAAAGAAUCUAAUUCAUCAAAUAGCAAAUCAUGGAUGUCACUAUUUUUGAAAUCAAACAUCGAUACGGAAGUUAGAGCGAUGUUUGCGUUUUUCAUUCUAAAUAAUAAAAAAGAACGAAUGUAUAUGAACUUAAAUAACAAACUCG